Populus nigra (black poplar) is the source of this 1701-nucleotide messenger RNA. Its product is annotated as AAA-ATPase At3g50940-like. Gene Ontology annotation, molecular function: ATP binding; ATP hydrolysis activity. Bases 276 to 1619 code for a protein of 447 amino acids. The record is from RefSeq and is a predicted model, not a curated record. NCBI's taxonomy places the organism in Eukaryota, Viridiplantae, Streptophyta, Magnoliopsida, Malpighiales, Salicaceae. The transcript is spliced from 2 exons.
GAAGUAAUCCAUUCAAAAAUGUCAGUGCAUUUCCUUCUACAAACAUUUCCUGUACAAGCCAUGACCAAUCUACAGGAGUGAUAGAAUAGUCCUCUGGGCAUUUUUCUUUCUUUUUAUUGGCUUUAAUUUGCACCAGAAACCUCACUGAAGACACCUUGAUCACACUUCUCUCUGGUUUCUUAAUAGAACUUUAGGCAUCAUUUACAGAGCUUCGUUCACUAGCUCCAUCAUAAUCGUUUAUUUGAUAACCAACCUUGCAUUAACUAGUCUCAAGGAUGGUGUCUCUCCAGAACUUGCCUCAUACAAAAACAGUUCUUUCUGUGGUAGCUUCUCUUGCAGCUUCAGCAGUGCUGAUUCCAACAGUUGCCAAUCUUCGCAUGUUUCCUCAUCUUUUCCGUCCUCAAUUCACUCUUGUUAUAGAAGAAUAUGGACCGGAUUACUACUGUGAUGAGUUGUUUUUGGCUGCUGAGGCUUAUCUGGGAACUAAAUCGGCUCCAUCAAUUCGAAGAAUAAAGGCAUGCAAGAAGGAGAGAGAGAGAGAACCAGCGAUUUCCCUGGACAGAGACCAAGAAAUUCUUGAUGUUUUUGAAAAUAUUGAAGUAAAGUGGAGGAUGGUUAUUAGAGAAAACUCUGAAGUUAGAAAUUAUACCUUAGUAGCACGACUAAGAUCCUAUGAGCUGGUUUUUCACAAGAAGCACAAAGAGAAGGUCCUGAGCUCUUACCUGCCGUUCAUUUUACGGCAGGCGAAGGCCAUUCAGGAGGAAAACAAGGUAAGGCAGCUCAACAGUCUUGGAGGUUUAUCUUGGUUAACAUCAACCAAAAUAGAUCAUCCGAUGACCUUUGAGACCAUUGCAAUGGAUGAGAGGCUCAAGGAAGAAAUAAUAGGUGAUCUGAACACCUUCGUGAAGUCAAAGGAAUAUUACAGAAAAAUCGGGAAAGCUCGGAAACGUGGAUACCUGAUACACGGUCCUCCUGGAACAGGAAAGUCGAGCUUGAUCGCCGCCAUGGCUAAUCACUUGAACUACAGUAUCCAUGACUUGGAUCUACAGGAACAUAAUUUCCUUACAAGUUACGAUAUUAGGUCAGUGUUGCUUCACCAUUUAGACAAAACUAUACUUGUCAUCAAAGAUAUUGAUUCCACUGUCACAGUAUCAUGCCGAAGGCGGAGAUUUGAGCCAAGGAAGGUGGUUGAGGUUCAAAAACAGGCUAUGCUCUUAAGGCUACUGCAGUUUAUUGAUGGACUUUGGCUGCCUCGCGUCAAUGAACUCAUCAUUGUUGUCACAACUAGCGAGAACGAGAUGCUCGACCCAGCUUUGCUAGUUCCUGGUCGCCUGGACAUGCAUAUUCACAUGCCAUACUGUACCUUUCCUGCAUUCAAGCUAUUAGCACACAGAUAUUUCGGUUUCUAUGACUUGAAGCUCUUCGAAGAGAUUCAAGGGAUUCUAGAGACGGUUGAAGUAACCCAUGCAGAAAUUGUACGAGAGCUAACAAAGAGCCCUGACUCCUUCCAGGGCGUUGCCGAAUUCAUCCGUACGAAGAAGCUGGAGAAAGAUGAGAAACUAAGGUUGCAGAGAAAUCAGAGGAGAGAGGAAGAGCAUCAAGAGGAGAGGUUCUUAUAGCCUAUAGAUUUUGAUUUUAGAUCGUAUAUAAGAUUAUGAAAAUCAUUCCCAAAAAAUACAGUACAACAUCAUUAAUUUUGUA